This is a messenger RNA of Ylistrum balloti, 2745 nucleotides long. RefSeq names its product protein OS-9-like. The transcript is spliced from 16 exons. NCBI's taxonomy places the organism in Eukaryota, Metazoa, Mollusca, Bivalvia, Pectinida, Pectinidae. Gene Ontology annotation, cellular component: endoplasmic reticulum lumen. The record is from RefSeq and is a predicted model, not a curated record. Gene Ontology annotation, biological process: retrograde protein transport, ER to cytosol; endoplasmic reticulum unfolded protein response. Bases 1 to 2253 code for a protein of 750 amino acids.
AUGGCGACCAAAACAGCUGUAUCUCUAGUUGCAUUUUUGUUUAUUUAUUUUAUACGUCAUUGCUAUCCAGCUGCUGGAUUCCUUGACAUCGAGGAACUCAAAAGUGUACAUUAUGGAUUAGAUAUAAUCAGUGAACCAAUUGUUUGGACGCAAAGGGACACUGCCAGCUCCAGAAAUAAUAUUCAAGUCACAUCAAAAUAUGGACAACAGUAUAGAUGUAGUUUUCCUGAUAGAAUGGAAGCAGACAAGAAAAAAGAAGAAGAAGAAAAAGUUGCCAUGGAAACCGGAAUUCCUGAACUGUUAAAGCCUUUAGAAGGAGGACCAUGUUUAUUCAAAAAUAAAGAUUGGUGGAGUUAUGAAUUUUGCUACGGGAAAUAUAUUAGACAAUUUCAUAUUGAAGAUGGAAAGAUUGUUGGUGAUGUUACAUUCCUUGGAUACUAUGAAUCCGAAUUUGAUUGGAACAACAACACAGACCAGGACAAGAGAGUGAAGAACUAUAAUAGAUUAAACAGAUACCACAGUCAGCAAUACAUUAAUGGCUCACGUUGUGAUCUGACUGGUCGACCCCGGAAGACAGAGGUUAGGUUUGUAUGUGAGGAAGGUGCAGGAGAUUCCAUCGCCCGGAUUGAUGAACCGGAGACAUGUGGAUACAUACUUACUGUCCACACAACAAAGAUCUGCCAUCACCCUUACCUCAAACCUCCCACUAAAAAUACACCUGUCCCUAUCACAUGUCAACCAGUUUUGUCUGAAACACAGUUCAUAGAGUACAAACAGCACCAACUUGAACAACAAAGGCUCAAAGAAGAGAAUGAAAGAAAACUAAAAGAAAAACAAGAACAGGAAAAACAAGCAAAACUUAGAAGGCAAAAACUUCAACAGGAACAACAAGCAAAAUUAAAAGAACAAUCAGAUAAAUCUUCUAUACAAAAAAUGUUGAAAUCAACUGAUAUCUCUUGGAAAAAUAAAAACUCGCAAAGACAUAUGUCAGCUGUAACAGAUCCACUGGAUGUACACACAGGUAUUGAGGCUGCUGGCCCUUCAGACACACAGGCAGCGCUAGAGAAGGAGAUGGACGAGGAACUGGAGGGAUUGAUGGAAUCAUCUAUUGGUGAAAAUAAAAAGCUGGAAAAACUUCUUAAAAGUUCACUCAAUGAAGAUCUGAAGAAGUACAUGCAGGGAGAGGGUGGCACAAGUCUGAAGAUGGAACCUCAGCGUGUGAAGGUAGUACACAGCAUGGAUGAACUUAAAGAAGCAGUGAAAAAAGCUCAGGAAGAUGCAGAUGCUUAUCUGAGCUCUAACACUGAGGAAGGCGGUGCGGGAGAUAUGGAUACUAAUGCUGAUAUGAACUUUGAGGAAGAUUCUCUUCAAAGUGAAAUGUUAAAGUUAAAGAAACUGAAUACUGCAGCAGAGGAAUUUGAUCAAGAUUUUGAUGAAACAGAGCUGGACAUGAUUAAAGAAUUUAACAAAGAUUUAGAAGAAAUGGAUGCAUUAAAGUUAUCACAGUAUAGAGAAGUUUUUAGGAAAAAUAAAGACAGAUUUCUUUCAAUGAAGAAGAAAAUCCAAGAAAGCAUGAUGCGAGAAUUUGAUAGUAUCAUAAAUGAGGCAGGAGAAGAGCUAGGGAUGACAGAUGAUGAGCUCAACACAGACAUUGAUAGAUCAGAAACAUUUUCACACAUGUCAAAAGUUUUAAAUAAACUACUGGAUAAGUUAGAUAAAACAGAAAAAGAUAUAAGAAAAGUUGACAAAGAAAUAAGUAUGCUUAAAGAAAAAUCUCCCCAGUCUGGAGAAGGGGUUGAUGAGACUGAGGAUCAGAAUGAUAAUGAAGAGGAAAGUUUAUCGUCAGAAGAUUUAAAAAAUGAAAUAAAAGGACCAGUAAAAUCGGAAGAUGAAAGAGUAAAAGUUAGGGUGACAAAAGUAACCAAGUUAGAUUAUGGAGGACUACAAGCAAAACAAACUACUGAAACAGAGAAGCUAGAGAAGGAAGUGAAAGAGGGGCUGGAGGAGGCAGGUCUGGAUCUGGGAGGUGGGAAGAUCCAGGUAAAAAUAAUAACAGCUGGUUACCAAGGUGAUGAGGAUAGCGUACACGUGCUGUCAGAUGAAGAGUCCAAAAGUUUUAAGAAUAUGAUAGUUUCUAUUCUGGAAGGGGACAGUGAAGCCGCACGGGAGGAGCAGCAUCACAACUCAAUGGAACAGAGCUAUAAUUUUGUUUGGGGAAAAGAUAAGAAAAAAGAAGACACCCUGAAGCCUUAACUGUUAGAUAAUAUUUGUAAGUUAUUCCUAAAAACUAUUCCUUAACAAACGUGUUGAAUCAGUCUUAUCAGUUCAUGACAGGAAUUUUGAGAAAUAAGAUUGCUUAAAUGAUAACCAUGGUUCUAUGUGAGUUGUUCAGUGAAAAUCAUUUUGGGGUCGUGACAUUAUCAGAUUUCUUUGUUUGGGAAAAAACUAGAUCUUGCUAUAAUCUAUAAUGUUUUAAUAAAUUUUAUCACGAUUUCGUAUAUGAUUUUGCAGAUAACUGCCAUUUCUUUAUUUCCAUUUGUAGAUUUUUACUUGAUUUGAUUGCACCUGUCAAUGCAAAACUAAUUAUGGAUUAUGUCAAAGCAAGGCCUUUUAGGACUCUUUUAAGAGGCCAAAACUUUUGAAAAUCUGUUAGCAUUAAAACAUAGAUGUAAAUAAAUGUUUAUUAAAAUCAAUAUAGAUGUAAAUAUGUUUAUUAAAAUUAAUAUAUAUGUAAAUAUUUGUUGA